Molecule: messenger RNA, 976 nt
Organism: Calliphora vicina (urban bluebottle blowfly)
Lineage: Eukaryota; Metazoa; Arthropoda; Insecta; Diptera; Calliphoridae
Exons: 3
Coding region: 29-919 (296 amino acids)
Source: RefSeq, a predicted model, not a curated record
GCGUUUUAUUUAAGAAGAUUUUUGUAAAAUGUUUAUACGUUAUUUUCAAAUGAAAUAUUUUCUAUUUGUUACGCUUUUAUUUAUAUUGAAAUUCAACCAUUACGAAUUCAAUAUGAAUGUAAAUCAAAGAUUCUACACAAAUGCUAGCGCAAUGAAUUUAUUUCGUUUUCGCGAUUUUGAGCCACGUUACGCCAUGAAAACUGACACGGAUAUAAAACCAAUUUUAUUCGAUCGCUUGGUACGAAAUAUACGUAAACCUCGGGGAUUUCAAUUUCAUGCUGAUGAUCGUGACUUUAAUGUGGAGUUGGAAUUUAUUAUACCCUUCAUACGCAUACCCAUCGAGAGGAGUAUGACUGUGACGCAGACUGCAUUUCGGAGUUUAUUCAAUUUAAAUUUUCAAUCUCUUUUGACUACGGGGGCUAUUGUGGCAAUUGGUGGCAUAUUUGCCAUAAUACUAAAGGGUGUUUUCUCACAAUUUGUAUACAUAAGUGAUUAUAGGAAGACAUCAAGGAAUGAGGAUGCCAAUCAGCCAGAUUCAAUGUUGUUUCCUCAGUUCUACUCUGGAAAUGUCUCAGAAAAUAUUCCAAAUAUUAAUAAAUUUGCCACAAUAAUGGAAUCUAAACUGCAAGAAAACAAUAUCAAUAUCAACCAUUGUAUUCAGAGAUCUUUAUGCAGUUAUGCUCAGCAGAAUUUCUGUAGUAAUAACCCUGGCAGUGGUGGUUUAUCCCGUAUUAUGGAUGGUGUUUUUAGCUUGGAUCUUGUGCAUAAUUAUUUAAGUGGUACUGCCAUAAAAGAUGCUUUAGAUUCGGCCAAAAAUGGGGACAAUUGCUUAGAGAUUUAUAGCGACUGUAAUUGGUCUUUGCCCAUGCAGUCUAUAAUGAAAUUCACUCAAAAUUUUAACUAUUUAAAUGUUACAUAAUGUUUGUUCUAUGCUUUUUGUUUAUUCGGAAUAAAUAAAUUAUAUUUAUUAUAUUUA